This is a messenger RNA of Punica granatum (pomegranate), 1801 nucleotides long. Lineage: Eukaryota; Viridiplantae; Streptophyta; Magnoliopsida; Myrtales; Lythraceae. The record is from RefSeq and is a predicted model, not a curated record.
GGGAAAUUAGCUUUGGCAGCUGAUUCUGCUUCCAUAGCCGAGCUAGAAGCUCCCUUCCAUGGCCGCAAUCUACUGCUCCAUUUGAUACGGCCAACUCUUCUCUCUCACUGCCUUCAACUUAUUAAGCUUCUCGUAAACUUCCAAGGCUAAGAUGGCCAAAACGCCGCCGCCUGAUCCCGCGGCGGUGCUCCGCGGCCAUCGCGCUUCCGUCACCGACGCCUGCUUCCACUUCUCCCGGCCUGUUCUUUUCACUGGUGCCGCUGACGGUGAGCUGAGGAUUUGGGACACAGUACAGCGCCGAACUGUAGCAUCAGCAUGGGUUCAUAGUGCAGCUCACGGGAUUAUUUCUGUAGCUAGUAGUCCUGUCAUUGGAGCCAACAAAAUUCUCAGCCAGGGAAGGGACGGAACUGUCAAGUGCUGGGACAUUGAGAAUGGCGGUCUUCUGAGAAAUCCUUUGCUCACGAUUGAGACAAACUCGUAUCACUUUUGCAAGCUUUCUUUGGUCAAAUUACCUUCUGCCCAUGGAAGACAAAAUGAAGUCUCUGAGCCUUCCCAUGAGGUGGAAGUUAGAAAAGAUGCUGUGGAAAUAUCAACUGAUAAAGGAGAAGUUCAGGGGAGUCUGACAGCGGACUCCCGCAACUCUGAAGAGGAGGAUUCACCAGCUGAGGGACUGAAAUACAUAGCUAUAGCAGGGGAAACAUCCUCUGAGGUUGAGAUAUGGGAUCUGAGAAAUACUGAGAGAUCUGUAAGAUUCCCUCAAAACAACCUUGGAGGCUCCCAAUGUAGCUCUACCAAAGAAAGAGGCAUGUGCAUGGCAGUUCAAGCCUUUUCACCAUCUGCAUCUCAGGGGUUCCUGAACAUUGUGGCUGGUUAUGAGGAUGGUUCGAUGCUUUGGUGGGACAUACGUAAUCCAGGGCUUCCUGUAGCCUCUGUCAAGUUUCAUUCAGAGCCAGUGCUGAGCUUAUGCAUAGAUGGCCAAUGCAAUGGAGGUAUCUCAGGAGGUGCAGAUGACAAAAUUUUUAUAUACAGUUUGGAUCAUUCUCUGGGCUCAUGUUUGGUGAAGAAGGAAAUUAGUUUGGAACGUCCAGGUAUAGCGAGUACAUCAAUAAGACCUGAUAACAAAAUUGCUGCCACAGCUGGAUGGGAUCACAGGGUGCGGGUAUAUAAUUAUCGCAAAGGAAGUCCACUGGCAAUAUUGAAGUAUCACCAUACUACGUGUAAUGCUGUGUCAUUCUCGACUGACUGUAAGCAAAUGGCCUCCGCAUCAGAGGACAAAACCAUUGCACUGUGGGAACUGUAUCCUCCUCGAACAUGAAACUCUUGGCACCAAUUCAUGGAAUGAAAUCUUGGUAUUAUGAGCAAAGUUGUUGUCAACGACUUCCUGGAUGGGCUUACUGGUACCCAGUUUGACUCUCUUGGUUCCUGAUGAUAGAUCAGAAGUUUCAGAUUUUUCACUAGCGUCUUCCAUGAGAUCGUGAAGUUGCCAUUUGGUAUUGUAGUUGGAUGUGGAUUAUCAUCGUCCCGAGUCCAAUGCAAUGAAAUACGACCGUCUCUAUCAUUUCAAAUCACCUAUAAGCCCUAUUGUCAUGGAUGCCAGGCUUCUAAUACGGUCCCUUAAGGUAGAGAGAGAAUUAGUCUUACGUUUGAGGUUCAAGAGAGAAAAGGGCCUAUUUUUGUCGGCUAUUUCAACCCAUAUUGCUGCCCUGUGUUCAUCAAUUCACUAACGUUGGCCUCGGGCCUGAUCCGACUCUGGGAAUUGUAUGGUCUGAACUCAAAUGUAACAACAGCAUUGCCUUGUAAC